Paramecium pentaurelia is the source of this 1076-nucleotide messenger RNA. NCBI's taxonomy places the organism in Eukaryota, Ciliophora, Oligohymenophorea, Peniculida, Parameciidae. The record is from the annotation of a GenBank genome assembly.
AUGUUAAAUUACUUGAAUGUUAUCUAAUUGAUUAUUAUGUCAAUUAAUAUGUUCACUGGAUUGAUUAGAGCAGGUUUGACUAUAACCAGAAAGAAAAAUCCUAUUGAUAACUUUAUAUUUUUAAUGUACUUUUUUGCAAUCCUUACACUUACAGCAGAAAUUAUUAAUUUGUUUUUAUGUAAAGAAACUUUUGAUAUACAUCCUAUAUGUGUUGGUACAUGGAUAACAUUUUCAUUAACAUUACAAUAAUCAUUAGCAUUUAUGGCUAUACUAUAAUUCUUAACUUUUUUUCUAUUAUAAACCUAAACAAAAGAAUUUCUUGAUGAAAUGAAGAAAUCUUAAAAAUAAUUUGUAUUUUUUGCAAUUAUUGUGCCUAUUAUAUUUAAUUUAUUAAAUCUAUUUGUCUAUGAUUCAUAUUAUAGAAUAUUUUAUCCACCAAAUAAUAGAUUUUAAGUUAUUGUAUUAUUUGCACCUUUAACUUUCAUAUUGAUAAUAAUAUCAAUUUUUACAGGCUUAUCUAUUAAAAUGCUUAGAAUGUAUUAAUUAAUAAUUAAGUAGAUAAUAGUGCUUAAGAUUUUACAAUACAAUUUCGUUAAAAUUUUAUUAAAACUCUUAAAGUAGCAUUAUUUACAUAAUUAAUAUGUUAUACACCAUUUUUAUUGAUUGUAAUAGCAGCUCAAUUUACAAAUUCUCUUAAUGUUUAUUAUAAUAUACUAUUAGCUUUAAUUAAUACUUAAAUAUUAUAAUACAAUUAUUUAUUUGGUUUGAAUCCUUACAUAUAAAAAAUUUAAGUUUAUAAGAUGUCAAAAUUGUUAGGAAUUGCUGCAUCUGAUAUUGAAGAAAGUGAAUAAUAUUCCUAUGCUCAUACUUAAACUUAAACAUUUACAGAAACUUAAUUAACAAAUAAUAUAAGAAUUUCAGGUACUCCAUCAAAAGUUGCAGAAAUGGCAAUUUCUAGAGAUUCAUCCAACAUUAAAUCUGAAACACAAAAAUAACCUAAAGUUUUUGGUUCAGAAAAGUAAAAAGUAAAUAUAAUGGAAAUGAAACAGAAAGCCAAAACCUAUGUACCUAAUUGA